Musca vetustissima is the source of this 4377-nucleotide messenger RNA. It is a transcript of the gene Hipk, whose product is annotated as homeodomain-interacting protein kinase 2. Lineage: Eukaryota; Metazoa; Arthropoda; Insecta; Diptera; Muscidae. Bases 106 to 4305 code for a protein of 1399 amino acids. The record is from RefSeq and is a predicted model, not a curated record. Gene Ontology annotation, cellular component: nucleus; cytoplasm. The transcript has 14 exons. Gene Ontology annotation, molecular function: ATP binding; protein tyrosine kinase activity; protein serine/threonine kinase activity. Gene Ontology annotation, biological process: peptidyl-serine phosphorylation; peptidyl-threonine phosphorylation.
GAACAUUUAUUAGUUGGCCAACAGUCAACAAAGUGCAGCACCUUAACAAAGAAAGAAAGAAAGCCAAAAGUGGAGGUCUAUGGUCUUUUGGAAUUUCUGGCUAAAAUGCUGUUUCAAAAUCUACUAAGAAAUGUCUAUAAGUUAGGCAAGACAUACGAUAAAGAGUGCGAUUGUGGCUGUUUGGAUUCAGCGUCAUCUACAACAACAAACCUGGUGUUGAACGGUGGCAAUAAACCCUAUUCAAAUUAUAACAACAACAGCAGUACUGGCAUUAAUAAAUAUCCCACGAAAAGAGAGUCGGCAACGACUGGCAAAGAAAUCAGUGUUGGGGUCAUAAGUAGCAGCACCAACGUGGCGUCCUCGGCGGUGGGCAGCAACAGCCUCAAGACGGCUCAUACCAAAGUUGCAACAUCUGGGGGCCAUGCCAAUACGCAGGCCCCCAGUAAACGCUCUAGCAGUGGGGCAGACGGUGACUAUCAGCUGGUACAGCAUGAAGUGCUCUAUUCCCUAUCCGCUGAAUAUGAGGUUUUGGAAUUUUUGGGUCGUGGCACAUUUGGUCAAGUGGUAAAAUGUUGGAAACGUGGCACCUCGGAAAUUGUCGCUAUAAAAAUUCUUAAAAAUCAUCCAUCAUAUGCUCGCCAGGGUCAAAUUGAAGUGUCGAUAUUGUCGCGUUUAAGCCAAGAAAAUGCUGACGAAUUCAAUUUUGUACGUGCUUUUGAGUGUUUUCAACACAAGAAUCAUACCUGCCUGGUAUUCGAAAUGCUCGAACAGAAUUUGUAUGAUUUCUUGAAACAGAAUAAAUUCUCACCAUUACCUCUUAAGUACAUAAGACCCAUAUUGGAACAGGUUUUAACAGCUUUAUUAAAACUUAAACAAUUAGGUUUAAUUCAUGCCGAUUUGAAACCCGAAAACAUUAUGUUGGUAGAUCCAGUAAGGCAACCCUAUAGAGUCAAAGUCAUUGACUUUGGUAGUGCUUCACAUGUCAGUAAAACGGUAUGCAAUACCUAUUUGCAAUCACGUUACUAUCGUGCCCCGGAAAUUAUUUUGGGCUUGCCAUUCUGUGAAGCCAUCGAUAUGUGGUCUUUGGGCUGUGUUGUUGCUGAACUAUUUUUAGGUUGGCCAUUGUAUCCGGGAUCAUCGGAAUUUGAUCAAAUCAGAUACAUAUCACAAACUCAAGGUUUACCCACUGAACAUAUGCUAAACAGCGCCUCAAAGACAUCGAAAUUCUUUUAUCGUGAUACAGAUUCAACGUAUCCCUUUUGGCGUUUAAAGACCAUAGAAGAACAUGAGGCUGAAACGAACACCAAAAGUAAAGAGGCAAGGAAAUAUAUUUUCAAUUGUCUGGAUGAUAUUGGCCAAGUGAAUGUGCCCACAGAUCUUGAGGGUGGUCAGUUGUUGGCCGAGAAAACAGAUCGCCGUGAAUUCAUUGAUCUGCUGAAACGCAUGCUAACCAUUGAUCAGGAAAGACGUUUAUCGCCGGCAGACGCCUUAAAUCAUUCAUUUACACGACUAACCCAUCUGGUGGACUAUGUCUACUGUAAUAAUGUUAAGGCCUCGGUACAAAUGAUGGAAGUUUGUCGAAGAGGCGAUUAUCAUCCUGUACAGCCCACAUCUACAUUGGUAACGAAUUUCGUUCCCAGUACAUCGGAAAAUAUGACAUUUACCAUUAACAAUCAGUUAACGAGUCAGGUUCAACGUCUGGUACGGGAACGUCCACUGGCUUAUGAUGGUCUCUAUCAAAUCUAUGGCGGACGUAGUGUUGGACGUCAGUAUGCCCAGGGUCGCACCGAUACCUUCCAGCAUCAAUUGGUAUCGAAUAUAUUGUGCCCGCCAUCCUAUCAGGCAAUGCCCAGUCCCACCAAACAUGUCGUGGUUGGUAGUGCAACCAUGCAGCCACCGUUGCAGUUUACUUCUCAGCAAUAUGUCAAUGUGCCCGUACCAGUGUCAAUGGUUGAACCCACGUCUGGUCAACGUAUGCUACUAACUAAUCGUGUGCAGGCUAGUGGUGUUGCCUGGCCCCAAACAAGCCGUCAAAUGGCUUUAGUGCCAUCAUGGCCACAACAGGCGCCGGCACAUUCACUAAUCGUGGAUCCAGCACCAUUCUUGAAUGUUGAAGAAAUCUAUCCCAAACAUUUGAAUAUACCUCGUAAUGAUCUCAAAAAGGAAUCACCUGUACAUCAUUUAGUGAGCAAAGGCAAUUCGUAUCGUGUGCCACGCCAUGACAAAAAGGAGAAUCAACAAUUGUCACCUGUUAAGAAGCGCGUCAAGGAGAGUUCUCCACCCCACCAACAACGCUACAAUCGUACGUCUCACGUAUCGCCACAAUUUCAUAAUAGCCAUCACAAUUGUAAUUAUGGCAGCAGCAGUGGCAAUAGCUAUGGUGGUCAAGCGGUUGGCGGUGCAGUGGUUACAUCUGCCUCUUCAAGCAACAUUGUCAGUGCUAGUGGCAGCCACCAUCACCAUAGCGGUUCUUCAUCCAAUCAAUCACAUGUUAUCAGCACAAAUCCGGUUUAUGGCAGCAGUAGCAGUCAUCACAUUGUCAAUAAUUGUGGCGGUGGAGUUAGUGGUUCUUCGGGCAGCAACAAUGCUGGUGGCUAUCAUCACCAUUCGUCAUCAUCAUCGGGUGCAGGACAUCACAUUUCGUCCCAUCACAGCCAACAACCUCAGCAUGCGCACCAACUUCAUGGUGCCAUUGUUAAACAACAAACAAUAACUAUACAUGAUACCCCAUCGCCGUCUGCUGUUAUAACGAUUUCGGAUAGCGAAGAUGAAGGCAAUGAUGUACCAACGGUGCCAUCAUCGUCAAAUGCGGCACCAGGAAAGCAAAGGGCGCAUGCUCAGUCACAGACCACAUCCUCAAUGAUACAGCAUUCGGCAUCAUCGUCCUCGCUAGGCGGCUGUCGCAAUAGUGGUCAUCAACAUGGACAUUCUCAUCAGCAAAGUCAGAGCCAACAACAGCAACAAAUGCAUCAUCAACAACAACAAACAUAUGCUCAAACAUCUGCAAAUAAUUCCACAAAUCAAAAUAAGUUCCAACAUUAUCAGCAAGCGAUGAAUAUUAACCAUACUCAUCAAACGCUAUCACAUCAGUCUCAACAACAACAACAGCAACAACAAUCACAUCAACAACAACAACAGCAGCAACAUCAUCAUCAUCAACAACAGCAGCAAACAACGCAGCAACAACAAACGCAACAACACCAAAUGUCCCACAAUGUUGCUGCUGCCGUUAAGAAUAGUUCAAGUGACAACGAUCAUGAUGAGAUGCGACGACGUAACCCCAACAAUGGUGGUCACAGUACCAAUACUGUGCAUGCAGCUAGUAACAGUCCCAAACAGCAUCAAGCGCCGCAACAGACGCCUACUUAUCCAGCCACAGCUAAUGUAAAAUAUGAACCGGGCCAGUCACAGAAGAAGCGUAUAUUGGCCAUGGCUCAAAAUGAGUGCUAUAUGCCCUCGUCGCAUUCUAGCACUAACAGCAGUUCACAGACUCAGUCGCAGCCAUCAAAUAGCUUACCACACUUGCCCACCAAACAGGAACCUGUAGAAUUCUACGAAUAUCCUGCCCAUCAACAACAGCAAAUUGACAAUAAGCGUUCCUCAUGGGCAGCCGCCAAUACAUCAUCGUGUGGCAGUGGUUCUCAGCAUCAAUCCUCAUCAUCAUCAUCAGGUGCUGUUCCACCGAUAGCACACCAUAAACGUGAAGCUCCAUCGGUUGCGCCAUCCUCAGCUGGUGCUGGUGGUGGCGGUUAUGUACAACAACCAACAUCAUCGGGUACAUCUGUGGUUCAUCCGCCCAUGGCUCAUUCGAAGAGUUCGUCGUCAUCAUCUUCGGCCGCCGCUGCAGCAGCCGCAGCUGUUGGUCCACCAUCAUGGGGCGCAGCUCAAGUCUACCGGCAACCAUCACAAAGUUCUCAAUUGCAGCAAUCAUCGUCUGGUAGUGGCCAGUCACAUCAGGGUAAUACAACAACACCGAUGGGUAAUUCGCCAUCAUCGGCGGCCGCUGCAGCAGCCAUAUUGCAACAGGAUAUUUAUGCGGCUGCUGCUGUUCAGGGUGAUAUGUACCGUCGUCCAACGGUAUUUGUUUCCCAAGCAGCUCCAACAUAUGCCUAUAAUCGUGCAGUUGUUGCUCCACCGCCAGCACAUAAUAGUUCAAGUCGACAGGUUAUACCAUCACAUCCCUUGCCCGCUCACAUACAAUUCCCAACACAGUACAGUCAAUUUGCUCCCCUAAGUCCAGCCCAGGUAGCCGCCAGCAAACAUGCACAUUACGCACCGACGAAUAUAUGGUAUGGGGGCGAAUAAAUACUGAUUUAAACAUAACGAAUCGUUCAUGCAUGAUUGCAAGCAGCUAACAACAUUUAUACCCACCAAACA